UCUCCGUGUGUACCGACAAACCGGAAUAAGGAAGGACCAAACGGACUGAGCCAUAGAUAUAUACAUACAUAUAUCUAUGGACUGAGCGAUCUUUCCUCUAAAUGCAAAGAAGCGCCCAGUUGCCGCAUCCUGAAUGAACCACACAGCCCAGAUAUUAUAUUUACUGUUAAAACAGCUCGUUAAUCCUGCAGCCGUCACACAGACUGUUUUGCGGAGAUGUUGUCCAUCAGAGGAGGAUCCUGGGUGUUUACUGCAGCUGCUGUAGUGACUCUGUUCCUGCUGGACGCUGUUGUUUUUACUCAGGCGAAGAGCUUUGAGGAUGUUCGCUGCAAGUGUAUCUGCCCUCCGUACAGAAACAUCACCGGACACAUCUAUAACAGAAAUGUCUCCCAGAAAGAUUGUAACUGCCUCCAUGUAGUGGAGCCCAUGCCUGUUCCUGGCCAUGAUGUGGAAGCUUACUGUCUGCUGUGUGAGUGCAAGUAUGAGGAACGGAGCAGCAACACCAUCAAGGUAACCAUCAUCAUUUACUUGUCUGUGGUGGGUGCGCUGCUGCUCUACAUGCUGUUUCUGCUCCUGGUUGAUCCCCUCAUCCGCAAACACGACCCCUACACCCAGCCACUGCACAACGAGGAGGACUCUGAGGUCCAGGAGAUGCGUCCGCAGGCAGACAGCAGUCAGGCCCGAGGAAACACAGUGCUGGAGAGGGUGGAGGGAGCUCAGCAACGCUGGAAGAAGCAGGUUCAGGAGCAGCGCAAGACUGUUUUUGAUCGCCACAAGAUGCUGAGUUAAACCCUUCGUCGAACCGGGUUUAGAGGAGGUAACCUUCCUGGGCUCAGCGCUAAAACACCGUCACCAGCUGCACUGUUACAAACCUCUUUGUCUUUGCUGUGCACUGCACCUCCUCAGUUAGUAUUUCCACCAAGAAACAUUUAAACACCCUGAUCUAACAAGCAGAUACUUCAUAUUUAUUCAUUUACUAUAUGUAACAACUUAAGCUGAGUUGCAGUUGUAGAAAAAACUGCAUGUUUUGCUUAAAUGCUGAAGAUCUUCUCUGUCAUGUUCAGCAAUUUGUAACAUAAUGAAUCUGGAAUGUCUUAUUACUUAUGAACUUUUCUAAUGUAUUUUGCAGUGGCUGUUAAUAGCUUCUAAGCUUCCUCAUGAUCAUUUUUCAGCUACUUGUUAUCAUAAAGUAAUCUUUCUUGUAGAGUAAUUUAGAACCACAGAAACAGUAAAUUAGCGUAAUGUUCCCUACGCUAUUGCCAAGCAUUGCGUACUUCCUAGUUCAGCAGCAGUAAUUUGUUGCUUUGUUUAAUCUGGUCAUAUUCAGUUUUGGGUAAUUAGCAUUUGUUUGUUGUUGUUUUUCAAACUUUGACAUCACAGCGGUCCCUCGUCGUAUUUUUUUAUUAUAUAUUUAUAUAUUUUAAGGCUUUAUAAACCCUCCCCACACUCUUAUAAACACUUCCUAUGCUCUUACACACUUUCUUCACCCUUAAACCUGCAUAAUUUUAACAACAUAUAAAAUCCUAUAUGGGUACUCACCAGUGAAUCUACUACAGCUUGAAUGAUGAUGAUGAUGAUGAAUUAGCUGUGCAGCACUGAUGAGCAUGAGAUGAACGUACUGCACGGUGAGUAUGGACGAGGUGAGAUGCUGAAUGCUGCUGUACACGGGAGACAAAGGAGACUGAUGCUACGGUCGCUGAGCCAAUCAGAGCCCAGCGCUGUACGCUACGCAUUUAAGUUUGAUUUAAUAUUCUUUUAGUGUGUUUUAGUUAGUAUUUUUUGUAUUGUUUUAGCAAAAGCUUAUUUUACCGCAAUAAUAAUUAAAAUAAUAAAUGUAUUUAAAAAAAACCUAUGCGAUACCAAAUACAAUUUAGAAAUCUGUGAUAGAGUGAAAAGUGAUCCGCGAUAUGGCGAGGGGCCACUGUACUACCUUCUAGAUCGCCCCAAGCUGUGCCUUUUUCUGUCUCUCUCUUUGUGUGGGGAAAACGAGUUUCACCAAACUAAAAUGGCAAAUGUGUCUCUUACAGGACAGCUGCAUGUAAAACGGAACAGAUUAUGAAUUGAAUUUGUGUUAACCGAGUCUUUCAUUGUGAAUUUACCAGUGAAAAUUUUACGACAAUUGAAACAUGGAAAUGUAGACAUGAGGCCACAUUUACUUCCUCGAUUUUACUGCACGGUUUAAUGUGACAUACUUUCCAUGCAAAGAGAGAAACGAGGAACGGGGGCAUGCAACAGAGCUUCAAAAACCAUCCUUGGAUGAAUUUAAUCUCUGCCAUAGGAGAAUGUCCUGAAUCAGUAAAGCUGCUCAUAAUGUGCUUCAGGAAGCCUCGUGGCUGUGAAGAGCAUCACUGUCUGUCUGUGGAUUCCCCUCGUAUCCGACUACUGAAGCUCCCUGUCAGGGAAAGCGUAAUAGAAAAAGAAAGGUACUCUGACUCUCAUUACCUCAUGCACUUUGUGAACUGCUGGAUUUUGUUCAUCUGGAAUUUUUGUUUGUCUUUGAAGUAUUUUUUUUUGAUUGGUAAUUUAAGUGUUGUUUCAUAUCACUGCUGUCAGUGUUUUGUAUGUAUAUUUAUCUCCAGCCCGACUGGAGCGUUGCACUGCUCAUGUCAGUACGUUUAGCUUGAUGUGAAAUAAAAAAGAAAAUACUCUCGA
Molecule: messenger RNA, 2652 nt
Organism: Acanthochromis polyacanthus (spiny chromis)
Lineage: Eukaryota; Metazoa; Chordata; Actinopteri; Pomacentridae
Gene: tmem9
Product: transmembrane protein 9
Exons: 6
Coding region: 217-789 (190 amino acids)
Cellular component (GO): lysosomal membrane
Source: RefSeq, a predicted model, not a curated record